AGCAAUGUCGAGUAAAAUUGUUCUAUUAGUGCUAGCUUUUGUUUGUUUAGUCAAGACAAUCUCGGCUGUAAGUGUUGAUAUACCAGCGCAUGAGAACGAAUGUUUCUAUGAAGACCUUAAUUAUGGUGAUAAACUGUCUCUUACAUACCAAGUAGGAGAAGGUGGAGAAUAUGACAUUGAUUUCUGGGUCUCUGAUCCACAAGGCAACGUCGUCUUGAGCAAUACGCGUGAAGACUCUGGCCAUUUUACUGUGACAGCCACAAUGCCCGGUAGACAUAUUUACUGUUUUUCCAACAAGAUGUCUUCUGUCACAGCCAAAUCCGUCAAUUUCAAUGCUCAUAUUAAUCCCAAGAACGCUGUUGAUGAAACAAAUCAUGAAGAUCCUCUCAAAAACGAAAUUGAAGAAUUGGCUGAGAGUAUUCUCAAUAUCAAGGCCGAACAAGAAUACAUUGUUGCCCGUGAGCGUAGACACAGAGACACUGCUGAAAGUACAAAUACCCGUGUCAAAUGGUGGUCUAUUGCUCAAAUCGGCUUAUUAAUUGCAGUUUGUGCCUGGCAAGUCCAUUAUAUUAAGCACUUUUUUGAAGUGAAGCGUACAGUCUAAAACAACAAUAAAUGCAAAAAUGUGUA
Gilbertella persicaria is the source of this 630-nucleotide messenger RNA. RefSeq names its product emp24/gp25L/p24 family/GOLD-domain-containing protein. The transcript is spliced from 5 exons. Gene Ontology annotation, cellular component: COPII-coated ER to Golgi transport vesicle; endoplasmic reticulum-Golgi intermediate compartment; Golgi apparatus. The coding region runs from base 5 to 604 and encodes 199 amino acids. Lineage: Eukaryota; Fungi; Mucoromycota; Mucoromycetes; Mucorales; Choanephoraceae. Gene Ontology annotation, biological process: endoplasmic reticulum to Golgi vesicle-mediated transport; Golgi organization; protein retention in ER lumen. The record is from RefSeq and is a predicted model, not a curated record.